UUAUGUUACUACUUACUAGUGUCCACUCUAGUGGUUAGCAAAUUGUUGAAGUCCAAACAAGUUUUAUUGAAGGAAUAGCAAGUAGAGCACCAUCGUUAAACUCGCGCAACACCCUUAAAAAUUUUGUGAAGAGAGAGCGGGACACUGAGAAUGAUCAAUUCCGGUGUUUCAUCUUCAGUUUCCCCUCAAUCUUCAUUCAAUUCCCUUAUUCUAAAUCGUACUGUAUCCUCAAACACCCAAUUCCCAUCACUUUUGUUUGCUAAUUACCCACAAACUCAUCUUCCAAACAGUCCUAGUCCUUAUCUUUCUCUCUCCUCUCGUUCUCAAUCUUCAAGACCCAUCUUCUGCCGCGCUUCCUCUGGUUCCGGUGAAAAUGACAACAAAACUGUCCUUGAUGCAUUUUUCUUAGGAAAAGCUCUCGGUGAAACACUUACCGAGAGACUUGAAUCUGCUGUUGGUGAGUUUCUAAGCACCAUUGGAAGGUUGCAAGCGGAGCAACAAAAGCAAGUUCAGGAAUUUCAGGAUGAUGUGCUCGAGAGGGCCAAAAGAGCAAAAGAAAAAGCAGCACGUGAAGCCCUGGAAGAGCAAGGGAAACUCAUUUCCAAUACCACCACAAAGAACACAGUAGAAAGAAAUGUUUCUAAUUUGAGUGCCCCAACAAGCGUGGCUAAGCCAGAUAGCCCUAGAAGGGUUGAAGAUGAAGAUCAGAUUGAUUCGGAUUCGCAACCUAGUAUAAGUGUAACAAUAGAUGAAUGAUUGUUGCUUAUAGGAAUAUAUAUGUGUUCAAACAAUUUUUAUGUAUUAUUGAAGAUAUUUUUAAUAAUUUUGUGACUAUGUAAGUAUUUGUUUCA
Molecule: messenger RNA, 851 nt
Organism: Amaranthus tricolor (Joseph's coat)
Lineage: Eukaryota; Viridiplantae; Streptophyta; Magnoliopsida; Caryophyllales; Amaranthaceae
Exons: 3
Coding region: 151-756 (201 amino acids)
Biological process (GO): thylakoid membrane organization
Cellular component (GO): chloroplast thylakoid membrane
Source: RefSeq, a predicted model, not a curated record